UUACCCUCAAUUACAAAAGCCUUACAUCUAACAUUCUUUUUACCUUUUCUUCUUUCUCCUCUACUAGCCCUAGAUCUCUCCUACCUUUCCUCCAUUGCUAUUCUCUGCUAUUUCACUGGCUAUCGGAACUCAUAAAUUAAAAUCCGGAAUCUGCCUCUGAUUCAUUCUGGGAGACAAAAUGUCCGAGGGAGCUGUCCCAAAACUCGGCACCACAAUCCACAUCACAGCCCUUGAUGGGAUCAUCAACGUCAACUCCCUUUUCACAUUUGCAGUGUUCAUCGGACUAGCUUGGAACCCGCAAGAUCAAGGCAACAGUCUCUCCGAUAACCAGAACUGUUUCGCGGGGCCCAAGGUCGCCGAGGACCUUGUAGCGUUCCACGUGUACUCAUUCAGUUGUUUCCUGUUUUCUAGCCUCAUUGCUUUGUGCCUUAAGCAGGCUAUUCGACUUGCGAAGUCAGCACAUUUCCCUACCGUCUUCUCGGUCGACUUGGCCCUCAUCAACAGAAACGCCCUUCGGGUCGGGUACUUGGUCUCUGCUGCGGGUUCUGUUUGCGGGUCGGUGUGUUUGAUGCUUGCUCUGAUCAAUAUGGUUCAAAUCAAGCUAGGGGUUUUUGGAUGUGGGAGCAAACAUACCUAUGGUGCUGUUAUUCCACUUGUGAUUUUUGUUCCAUUAGGACUCCUUAUUUAUGUUUGUACUGUGUUUUAUGCUUUCACUCGUUAAUUAGAUCACUUCUCGCGUUUUUUUUGGGUCAUUGUAUGAGUGUAUUCAAUGUAUACUUAUUAGUAACACCUCAAUGCAUCAAAAAAAACAUUAACUGUAUUUUUUGUCAUCCUAUCGCCCGGCUCAGCAAACUUCGCUAGGGUGCAAAUAUCUAAAUUUGAUAUUUUUAGAUGCUUUUCAAA
This is a messenger RNA of Lycium barbarum (goji berry), 903 nucleotides long. RefSeq lists its product as uncharacterized. The record is from RefSeq and is a predicted model, not a curated record. NCBI's taxonomy places the organism in Eukaryota, Viridiplantae, Streptophyta, Magnoliopsida, Solanales, Solanaceae. Bases 179 to 721 code for a protein of 180 amino acids. The transcript has 2 exons.